AUAUCACUCCCUAACCCGUCGCUCUUUCUCUCAAAUCGAAGGUCUCUCCUCCUCAAAUCUUAGGUCAAAUCGUGCUCUACUAGGUGGUCGUCGUCGUCGUACCCUCUCUCUCCUCUCUCCUCUCUCCUCUCUCCUCUCUCUCUCUCUAUUCUCCUCCUCCUCUUAGAGCAAGGAGCGGGGGAGAGGGAUCCUUCGUUGACUCCACUCGUGCUCUAUUACUCCAUCCCAAACCCCAAUCCCGAACCCACGAUUCCUCCUCGAUUCCGCGAAUCAGGUUGAGUUUUUUAUUAUUAUGCUGGCGAAGGCAGGGAGAAAUCGUCGAUUCGCAGAUUUAGAGAGACAUUUAUUUGGGGAGAUCGUCUUCUAGGGCGUUUUUUCUGUUCGUAGGAAUGCAAGCUACUAUCGAAAGCUUCUUAUAGCGAAACACUAACUGAAGAGGCUCCUUUGAAUCUGCUGAUUUUUUUUUUUUUAUAGAGAAAUCAGAGAAAAAGGUGGAAUUUUUUGUGUUAAUUUACCAUUAUGGAGUCAGUAUGGAAGCUUAUGUACUUGCUCGAACCGGCCUCUCUGACCCUCAUUGCAACGGCAGUUUUUGUGACCUAUGCAUCGGCUUCUCGUGCCCUAGAUCACGGCAAAGAGAUGGAGCGGAAUCUGGAUUUUUCAGAAGCAUCCAUCACCUUAGACCGAUCACAAGCGCUUAUGAUCCCCAUCGCAAGCUCUUGUAGCCUUCUCUUGAUGUUCUAUCUAUUCUCCUCUGUAUCCCACUUUGUUACUGCUUUCACGGCCGUCGCCUCGGCCUCCGCCCUUUACUUCUGCUUCUCCCCUUAUGUUGCUUAUCUCAAAUCCCAAUUUAAUUUAAUGGACCCAUUUGUGUCGAGGUGCUGUUCCAAGUCGUUUACAAGAACGCAAGGGAUUUUACUGCUAUUUUGUAUAGGAACUGUGGUGGCUUGGCUAGUCUCUGGGCAUUGGGUUCUGAAUAAUUUACUUGGCAUCUCUAUAUGUAUAGCUUUUGUUAGCCAUGUGAGAUUGCCCAAUGUUAAGGUCUGCGCGCUGCUCCUUGUCUGUUUGUUCGUCUAUGAUAUUUUUUGGGUAUUUUUCUCGGAGAGGUUCUUCGGAGCAAAUGUCAUGGUCUCGGUUGCAACUCAGAAGGCGUCCAAUCCGGUUCACACAGUGGCGAACAGCUUGAGCCUCCCUGGCUUGCAGCUUAUAACGAAGAAGUUGGAGCUACCCGUUAAGCUUGUUUUCCCCAGAAAUUUGUUGGGUGGGAUAGUUCCUGGAAACAGUGCUGGAGAGUACAUGAUGCUGGGCCUUGGAGACAUGGCUAUUCCUGGAAUGCUUCUGGCUUUGGUGUUCUGCUUCGACCACCAAAAGAGUAGGGAUAUUGCUAUUUCAUCAGAGAAAUGUUCCACAAAAAGGCAAAAGUAUGUGUGGUAUGCUCUAUCAGGGUAUGCAGUUGGCCUGAUAACUGCAUUAGCUGCCGGUAUCUUGUAUCAGUCUCCUCAACCUGCUCUUCUUUAUCUGGUGCCUUCGACUCUGGGGCCUGUUAUGUUUCUUUCAUGGCUAAAAAAUGAAUUGAGGGAACUAUGGGAAGGAUCAAGUCCAAUUUCAAACGACAAAGCCCGUCAAAUGGAGGUUUGAACUCCGCUUGUGCAACUAAGGUGUAAUCUCAUAUUCUUCGGUAAUUUUAACUAAAGGAAACAGGUGUAUCAUUUGUGUUUAGCUCUACUUUUAACAUAUUUGCUUGAGAGCUUCUUAUAUGGAUAUGCAAUGUUGUACUAAUUUAUUCUUACCUGAGAGAUACUUUCUUGGUGGAUAUUUUCUAGACUUUAAAGAUUGUUCUCCCAACGGUUUAGUUAAAAAAAGGACUACAUUUGUAAAAGCUUUA
Messenger RNA from Ananas comosus (pineapple), 1882 nucleotides. RefSeq names its product signal peptide peptidase-like 1. Gene Ontology annotation, biological process: membrane protein proteolysis. The coding region runs from base 520 to 1635 and encodes 371 amino acids. Gene Ontology annotation, cellular component: lumenal side of endoplasmic reticulum membrane; Golgi-associated vesicle membrane; cytoplasmic side of endoplasmic reticulum membrane. The record is from RefSeq and is a predicted model, not a curated record. The transcript is spliced from 4 exons. Gene Ontology annotation, molecular function: aspartic endopeptidase activity, intramembrane cleaving. Lineage: Eukaryota; Viridiplantae; Streptophyta; Magnoliopsida; Poales; Bromeliaceae.